Molecule: messenger RNA, 1026 nt
Organism: Closterium sp. NIES-65
Lineage: Eukaryota; Viridiplantae; Streptophyta; Zygnematophyceae; Desmidiales; Closteriaceae
Source: the annotation of a GenBank genome assembly
AUGGUCUCCCCUAGUGUUCUCGCUUUUGACGCUGAGGGUCGAGCCAUCGACUUUGAGGUUUGGGUAGAUAACCUGCAGCUCUUCUUACAGUGCUAUAGGGCAGACGGUCUCUCCCUCUUUGACCUCACCUCUGGCGCCUCUCCUGCCACUGCUGCUGAUGCUGACCCCACUGUUCGCUCCCAGUGGGCCACGCGCGAUGUUGCUGCACGUCUUGCUGUGCGUCGCCACCUGCCUACCUCUGAGCGCGCGCACUUUACUCAGUACAAGAGUGCUCACACCUUAUACGACGCUGUAGUUGCGCGCCACUCUUCCCCUGCCACUGCUGCACUGAGCCGCCUCAUGCUACCGUACCUCUUUCUUGACCUUGCUGCCUUUCCCACAGUCGCUGACCUCGUUACGCACCUCCGCACUAGUGACACUCGCUACCGCGCCGCACUUCCUGCUGAGUUCUGCGCCAAGAAUCCCCCCCCCAUGUACAUCACUCUCUAUUAUAUAGUCACUCGCCUCCCUUACUCCCUUCGCGUUGUCAGGGACCACUUCCUCUCAGUCUGUCCCACCACUCUCACUGUUGACCCCUUAGAGAAGGCCCUCCUCGCAGCGGAGAAGAGCAUAGUCGCUGUAGGAGCCUCUCCUGGUGACCCUCGCACCCCCAUCUUUGAGGGACGCCGCUCUGGCAAGGGCAAGGGUGGCAAGGGCGCGGGUGGGGCUAGCGGGGGUGGUGGAGGUGGCAAUGGGGGCGGCGGGGGAGUGGGGGUGGCGGUGGGAGUGGUGGCGGGGGUGGAGGUGGCGGUGGCAGUGGCGGAGGCGGAGGCGGCGGUGGCGGUAGCGGUGGGAGCGGCGGCGGCGGUGGCGGCGGAGGUGGAGGCGGCGGUGGUGGAGGAGGUGGAGCUGGUUGGGGUGGUACUUCUCAGCGGAGCGGCUCCGGGAGUGGUCAGCGCCAGCAGCAGCAGCGUUCUCUGGACAUCCCCCCUCCUCAGCAGCUCCGUGAGUGGUACACGCAGCGUCAGCGUGGUGGGGGUUGUCUAG